AUGGCUGAGACCCGGCGCCAUGGAUCGAUGAACACCUCAGAAAAGGAGGAGUGGCUUUACUACGGAUACGUCGCGUUAGUUCGGUUGAACGAGCUCGAUGACGACUGUCAAAUCUCUCCACCGUUUAACUGCGAAUGGAGUCAGAGAUGCACGACGAACACAUACGUGGCACUACCAACACCUGACAUGUUUUUGUAUGGUCGAGUCAAAAGCAACCGGAGCAAUUGCGUUAGCGGCCGCACUCGAGCUCGCGCUUUAGAGGAAACGAUCGCGAUCCAGGCGGGACCACCGCAGGCUCCAUCGCACCGCUUCGAGCGCAGCUGCUUGGACAACCACCACAGACUUCAGAUCAUUUUGAAUCGACUAUAUCACGUGGAAGACUUUCCACAGCGACUGUGA
This is a messenger RNA of Necator americanus (New World hookworm), 399 nucleotides long. RefSeq lists its product as uncharacterized. The transcript has a single exon. NCBI's taxonomy places the organism in Eukaryota, Metazoa, Nematoda, Chromadorea, Rhabditida, Ancylostomatidae. The record is from RefSeq and is a predicted model, not a curated record. Bases 1 to 399 code for a protein of 132 amino acids.